AUGAACGCAAUAGUGACAAUAGACACGACAGUAACCGAAGAGACGACAGAGGUUUUCCUAACGACUACGAACAUCGCAUUACAUAAUACGGUAUACAGUAGUGUGCUUGUGGAUAAGUACUACACAAGCGGUCAGGAAUUACCUUACGCAAUUUCGACGGUUACGACACUUGGGAGCUCCCCUUCAUCAGUGGCUUCGACUCCGCUAAAAACAGAUUUGUCGACGGCAUCGACGUCUGCAUUAUUUGAUCUGGCAUCCCUAUCAGUGCAAGCUAAUACACCUCCAACUAAUAGUGGACAAGUUAGUAGCACUAGCACUACUGAAGCGGAUACAAGUAGCAUAUUGGCAAACCCGCUGCAACCAGAACGACUUCACGGUUCUACCAUGGCAUCUAAGAGCGUAAUAGGACUAUCUAUUGGUCUGCCCAUCGGGGUUUUUCUCAUAGGGCUAAUAAUAGUUGCAGUUUUCGUUUACUACAGAAAACGAAGUUAUGAUGAAGAUGACCCUCCCAGCAAGUUCCAAAACUGGUUACUGUCCGUUAGCGACAAGUCAAGAAAGAAGCCAUUUUUAGACCUCGAACCAGGGUCACAUGAGAGGUUCGGUGAAGACGGACAUAUAAAGUACAAGAUCUCUAGAAAGGAGCCACCGGCUCCGUACUUCAAGGCACCAUAUCAUACGGGGGUAUUCUCAGAUCCAGUUGAAAACGACACCGCAAUAGAGAAGUAUCUGUACUCAAAGCCACGUACCAUCCCGGAAACGAAGGAGACAAAGCGAAAAUCCAACUGGGUAUACGAGUCGCCGUUAUCGCGUUGGUUUUUGUCUAAAUCUAUUUUCCAGCAAUCCCCCACUGGUCCAACUCGUGACUACUCAUCCAGUAACCGCGAUAUUAAGACGCCAACGGUACAGCUAAGGAGCUUCAAGCUACUAAAUAAGGUUCGUCGGGACGAAGCUCCUAAACCCACAACAGCCUAUUAUUCAGGGAUAGUAACACAUAAUGAAGACGUAUGGGAGCCACCGGUAUCCACUAUUCCAACGCCUGCAUCCCAGAUCGCAGGGACCACUGCACCGCAAUUUUCUCCUUUCGCAAUGCCCCCUACAAUUCCUCACAGCGUGCCAGGCAUUAGAAGCUACGAAUCAACCCCCAAACCAUCUCCAGAUGUAACAGUAAUGCUACCCAUGAACGACUCCUCCUCGGCCCUUGAAGAUACAGAUAUCAACGUAAAAGAAAAGAGCUCUACAGGAGAAGAGUUACCUAUAGCUAAGGUGAUCAAGUCAUUCCACCCGCGCCUACUGGACGAAAUAAGAUUAGACGUGGGCGAAACCGUACGAGUAUUAGCUAAGCAUUCCGACGGGUGGUGUUUGGUAGAAAAGUGUGAUCCUCUCGCUCCUCACGAUAAAAUAGAUACGGAGAGCAUAUCUGAUUCCAACUAUCUAAAUGACUACAGAGGUAUCGUCCCUCUGAUGUGUCUCGAAACGAUCUGA
Messenger RNA from Eremothecium sinecaudum, 1482 nucleotides. It is a transcript of the gene FUS1, whose product is annotated as Fus1p. Bases 1 to 1482 code for a protein of 493 amino acids. The transcript has a single exon. The record is from RefSeq and is a predicted model, not a curated record. Gene Ontology annotation, molecular function: protein binding. NCBI's taxonomy places the organism in Eukaryota, Fungi, Ascomycota, Saccharomycetes, Saccharomycetales, Saccharomycetaceae.